CAUUCUGUUUGAACGCUAAACAUACCAGACCUAUCUCCUGCUCCUGCCCUGCUAGAAUUACCUGCCCUCCCCGCUGUAGUCUCAUGACUUCCUGGAUUGAUCGGCCUCAUGUCGGACUUUAAUCAGGACUACACAGUGACCAGGAGACUGUGGAGCAAUGAGGAUGACUUUCUCUUGGAGGUUGGUGAAGUUUCUCACUGUUUCAGCUGUGCUCCUCCUGUCUGCUCAGGUCUAUGUAAGCAGAGUAAUAUUUAGUAAACACCGCCCAAAGCCGAGACCUAUCCCUGAGCAGGAGUACAGGGUCUUGUCCCCUCAAACAUACAAGUACAUUCUCAAUCAGCCUGCAGUAUGCAAGGACAGAAGCCCCUUCCUGGUUUUUAUGGUCCCGGUUGCCCCUUUUGAUGCUGAGGCGAGGGAGGCUGUCAGGAAAACAUGGGGUGCUCCAGGUCAGGAUACUCUAACUCUGUUCUAUGUGGGUGUCCCUGAGGGGGGGCAGAGGUCAGGCAUCCAGGACAAGCUUGAGAAGGAGAGUAGGGAACAUGCAGACAUCAUCCAGAUCAACUUUCAGGACAGUUAUAAGAAUCUGACAAUCAAGACCAUGAUGAUGAUGAACUGGCUGGCAACCCACUGCCCCAAUGCCUCCUACGCCAUGAAGGUGGACGCUGACAUCUUUGUGAAUGUCUUCUACCUCAUCAGGCGGCUGACUAGCUCUCCACGCCAGGAUUACAUCACAGGGUCUUUGAUCAACGAUGGGAAACCCAGGAGGGAAAGCAACAGUAAAUGGCAGGUAACAGAGGAGCUGUACCCUGAGGACAGCUUCCCGCCUUAUGUAUCAGGAGCUGGGUAUGUCUUCUCCACAGACCUGGCUGCCAGAAUCUCCUGGGCGUCCAGGUUUGUCAGGAUGAUCCCUCUUGAGGAUGUCUAUGUAGGGUUGUGUCUACACGUACUGGUGGUUCGGCCUGUGUACUCCAGAAGCCUGCUGACCCUGAGGAACCUGUUUGAAAUCCAAAACCUGGAGUAUGACAGGUGCACUUUUGCCAAACUGGUACUUGUUAAUGGAUUUAAGCCAUUGAAACUGCUGAGCGCGUGGGAGGACUUCUCACAAGGCCAUACUAGCUGCUACAUACUACUGCACUAA
Molecule: messenger RNA, 1138 nt
Organism: Scomber scombrus (Atlantic mackerel)
Lineage: Eukaryota; Metazoa; Chordata; Actinopteri; Scombriformes; Scombridae
Gene: b3galt8
Product: beta-1,3-galactosyltransferase 8
Exons: 1
Coding region: 158-1138 (326 amino acids)
Cellular component (GO): membrane
Molecular function (GO): N-acetyl-beta-D-glucosaminide beta-(1,3)-galactosyltransferase activity
Source: RefSeq, a predicted model, not a curated record